Cladophialophora psammophila CBS 110553 is the source of this 681-nucleotide messenger RNA. RefSeq lists its product as uncharacterized. The transcript has 2 exons. The coding region runs from base 1 to 681 and encodes 226 amino acids. The record is from RefSeq and is a predicted model, not a curated record. Lineage: Eukaryota; Fungi; Ascomycota; Eurotiomycetes; Chaetothyriales; Herpotrichiellaceae.
AUGCACAGAAAUCUUCUGAUCUUAGGCGGUUCCGGCAAAACUGGUAUCAAGGUUGUGCAGCAAUCACUCGGAAGAGGUCAUACGGUCACGGCUUACGCGCGAAAUGCAACAAGAUUGAAAGAGGUCAUCGAAUGCGAGAUCUCUGCCCUCCGCGAGCGGCUUUCGCCCAUCCUCUCCCAAUUCGAGGCUAUUAUUUCUGUUCUUGGGCCUAAUAGUCUGAGCUACACCGGGACUGAAAUUGCACAACUUUACGAAUGGAUGCUGGCCGAAUUACGGCAGCUGCACAUCCAGCAGCGUCCAUACCUACUACUAACUUCAACACAAUCGAUUGUCAACCCAGAAGACGGCUUUGACCUCUUCACUAAACUCCACAUCUUCUUCAUCAUGACCAUCGCACCAGGGGCUCGCAGAGAAACCAUGGCAAUUAAAGACGUAUUCAUGAGGGAGAUCAAGUCUCAGAAGACCGACGUUGAGUGGACCGUGUGUCGCCUCAAUCUACUGAAGGAUUCGGGCUUGCCUCUUGAAGGUGGGAAGGCUGGGUACGUUGGGAAGAAUGGGUGGAUAUCGACGAUAGACCGGGCACAACUGGCCUUCUGGUUGAUACGGGAAGCAGAGAAAGAACCAACGGAGAGAAAAUGGGUUGGGAAAAUGCCCGCACUUUGGGGUGACAGUGUUGUCUGA